Messenger RNA from Poeciliopsis prolifica (blackstripe livebearer), 1152 nucleotides. Its product is annotated as myelin basic protein-like. Bases 707 to 1138 code for a protein of 143 amino acids. Lineage: Eukaryota; Metazoa; Chordata; Actinopteri; Cyprinodontiformes; Poeciliidae. Gene Ontology annotation, molecular function: structural constituent of myelin sheath. The record is from RefSeq and is a predicted model, not a curated record. The transcript is spliced from 4 exons.
AAACACUUAGACAAAACAAUACACAAAAGACUCACCAGUGGAACGAACACUGGCUCUUUUGAUUCACCUAAAAUUCGGUCUUGCGAUGGACGCCGACAGCGGACAAAUCAUCCGAGUCUCUUGCAGCGAAGCCUGGAAAUCACAUUUGAGAUUUCAAUAUGAUAAACAACAGCGGCGGCAAUAGCUGUUUCCUAUUUGCUUAUUGCGGUUGCUUUCCAUGUGCUUUAAAUAAUGCACUCACACAUGACUGGCUGCUUUUGGUUGAGCUCAGAUUUACUGGAGCCAAGCUGAAAACUGAACCCACUUUCCAUUUCUUUCCCAGAUAGAUCUCUCGUUCGUCUUAAGGGGGGUUUAAUGAUUGAACACGUUCGCCGUGACUUAUUUCCACAUAGUUGGGGGCAGAGCGUCAUAGUUUGCCCCCAGGUACCUGAGCGGAGCGGGGAAGGCCGUUGGCACGCGCUCCAUUAAGUUUCACAGAAUUUGCCUCAGCCGGCGGGAAGAAUGUCGAGAGGUGUGUGCUUACACAAUCACAUGCCUCGCUCGGCAUUCCUCAGUCCGCCGCGCGGUCGUGUUGAAACCCUUUUGCCUCCCCGUUCUCAGCUUUCUGUGCCGAGAGAUGUUUGUUUUCCCCCUGCUCGCCGAGUGCACCGCGUCCACAUGAUACAUCUGCCGCUUACAGGUGGCAAACUGAGCCUCUGUCAGCAGCAUGGGACAGCAUCUAGGAAAGAGGGAGACGCCUGCAGACAGCAAGGCUUCAUCACCUGAACCCAAAGCGACAGCAGCAGCAGCAGUAACACCAAAGGAAGCAGCCGAGCCCGAAUCACCGGAUGAAGUUUUUGGCCUGAUCGAGGCAGAUGUGAGGCAGAACAAUGGCUGCGUCUCGGAGAAGCCGGCGGUGACUGACUCCACAGGCGCUGAGGGCCCCCGCCAGCCCUGGAGCCCGGCCAGCACAGCUGACCCUGACGCCGCCACGCCACGCCCCCACCUGGUCCGCCUCUUCUCCCGAGAUGCCCCGGGCCGCGAGGACAACACCUUCAAAGAGCGACCCUCGGAGUCGGACGAGCUGCAGACCAUCCAGGAGCACAGCGGAGCGGCGUCGGAGUGCGGGUCGGAGAGCCCCGAGCAGGACUUAGAAUAGGCUGACUUUUUUUU